AUGCCUUUGGUCUAUGGAGGUUCACAAGCCACAAUGAAGAUUCAAGCAUUCACGGCUCUUGCUGUUGUAGCAGCUCUACUGCCGAUAGCGAACUGCGCUCCAUCAGCGAAGCCAGAGGAGGAAGAUCGAUCUUGUGACAAAAGGGACGCGGAAGCCCAAAAAGUGGCUACACCAGUUAAAACCUGCAAUUACUUUUGCUACCCUGACAAAAAUGAUAAUAACUACUGGGAAGAAAAGUUCUAUCCAGACGGUACGCCGUGCUUGUUCAACUUUGGACCACUGGAAAGCAAGUGCAUGAACCACGACUGCCAUCAUCCAUCUAGUCCUAUAUUUAAUCAGACGUUGAAUGCUCCGGGUGGUGACGGUGAAGAGAAGAAAGAAGAAAAGGAAACAGCUGGCAAUGGAGAGAAGAAAGAAGAAGAGAAGAAAGCAGAUGACGGUGGAGAGAAGAAAAAAGAGAACGAGGAAGCAGGUGACGCUGGAAAGAAAAAAGAAGAGGAGAAAGAUGGGGAGGCGAAGGGCGAAAACACAAACGAAGCGAAGGGUAAGGAUGAGCGCGAGGAAAAUAAGAAAGAGGACCAAAAUAACGAGAAGACAGGGGACACGGAUGAAGAUAACAAGCAAGAGUAG
Ixodes scapularis (black-legged tick) is the source of this 630-nucleotide messenger RNA. RefSeq lists its product as uncharacterized. Lineage: Eukaryota; Metazoa; Arthropoda; Arachnida; Ixodida; Ixodidae. The record is from RefSeq and is a predicted model, not a curated record. Bases 1 to 630 code for a protein of 209 amino acids. The transcript is spliced from 6 exons.